UUAAAAAAAAAAAAUCAAUCACAAUCACUACCUAUCACCAUCGAGGAACUCUCUUCAACACUCAGCUCAAUGAGCUCCCACAAGUCACCUGGUUGUGACGGCCUCACAAUCGCAUUCUACAAACAACACUUCAAUCUUCUCGCCACUCCACUCCUCAACCUCUUCAACAACUUCCUCUCCACAGGCUACAUUCCUCCCAGCUUCAAGAAAGGAAUCAUCACGACGAUCUACAAAAAGAAAGGCGACAUCAACCUCAUCACCAACCGUCGACCUAUCACUCUACUCAACUGCGACUACAAACUUUACUCCAAGAUCAUCAACUCUAGACUUCUCAACUAUGUACCAUCAAUUWAUCAACAACAACCAAAAUGGCUUCGUCCCAAAAGAUCAAUCCUCACCAACAUCAUCUCA
Molecule: messenger RNA, 411 nt
Organism: Acytostelium subglobosum LB1
Lineage: Eukaryota; Evosea; Eumycetozoa; Acytosteliales; Acytosteliaceae
Exons: 1
Source: RefSeq, a predicted model, not a curated record